Messenger RNA from Lotus japonicus, 1687 nucleotides. RefSeq names its product amino-acid permease BAT1 homolog. Gene Ontology annotation, biological process: gamma-aminobutyric acid transport; transmembrane transport. The coding region runs from base 66 to 1643 and encodes 525 amino acids. NCBI's taxonomy places the organism in Eukaryota, Viridiplantae, Streptophyta, Magnoliopsida, Fabales, Fabaceae. The transcript is spliced from 8 exons. Gene Ontology annotation, molecular function: L-glutamate transmembrane transporter activity; L-alanine transmembrane transporter activity; L-lysine transmembrane transporter activity. Gene Ontology annotation, cellular component: membrane. The record is from RefSeq and is a predicted model, not a curated record.
UUAAUUUGACAAAAACCAACAACUUUUGACAAUUUUGCUUGUGUUUCUUUACUGUAAGCUAGAUCAUGGACUCUGCUAAAGAAAACAUGACACUCCCAUCUCAUGUGCUUGCAAAUGGUGAUACUUCACUUGAUUCUGGGCAUGCCCGUCUUGUUGAACUUGGUUACAAACAAGAGCUCAAGCGUGAUCUUUCGGUCAUUGCAAAUUUCUCCCUUUCAUUCUCUAUUUUAUCAGUGCUUACUGGAGUAACCACCCUUUACAACACCGGGUUGAACUAUGGUGGAACUGUUUCUUUCGUGUAUGGCUGGCUUCUAGCUUCUGCAUUCACCAUGCUUGUUGCACUGUCAAUGGCUGAGAUUUGCUCAUCUUAUCCAACAUCUGGUGGUCUUUACUAUUGGAGUGCCAAGCUUGCUGGCCCUGAAUGGGCACCUUUUGCUUCCUGGAUUACUGGCUGGUUCAACAUUGUUGGCCAGUGGGCAGGGACUACAAGUGUAGAUUUUUCACUUGCACAACUAAUUCAGGUUAUCAUUCUUCUCAGCACUGGUGGGAAAAAUGGUGGUGGAUACAUGGCUUCUAAAUAUGUAGUUAUUGCUAUCCAUGGUGGGAUUUUGAUCCUGCAUGGUAUAAUAAACAGUCUUCCUAUUUCUGUGAUAUCAUUCUUAGGACAGUUGGGUGCUAUCUGGAAUGCUUUAGGUGUUUUUGUACUUAUGAUUCUGAUUCCAUCUGUUGCAACUGAAAGGGCCAGUGCCAAGUUUGUUUUUACUCAUUUCAAUGCUGCUAAUGGGGAUGGAAUCCACAGCAGACCCUAUAUCUUUCUCUUGGGACUUCUAAUGAGUCAGUAUACACUUGCUGGGUAUGAUGCAUCAGCUCAUAUGACAGAGGAAACCAAGGGUGCUGAUAGAAAUGGAGCAAAAGGAAUUAUCAGCUCUGUUGGGAUAUCUAUUAUUGUUGGAUGGGGUUAUAUACUAGGCAUUACCUUUGCAGUCACUGACAUCCCUUACCUUUUGAGUGAAAAUAAUGAUGCUGGUGGGUAUGCUAUUGCUCAAAUGUUUUAUCUGGCAUUCCAGAGAAGAUAUGGUAAUGGAAUUGGGGGUAUUAUUUGUUUGGCAAUAGUUGCUGUUGCCAUAUUUUUCUGUGGCAUGGGUUUAGUUACCAGCAAUUCAAGGAUGGCUUAUGCUUUCUCAAGAGAUGGGGCCAUGCCUCUAUCAUCAUUAUGGCAUAAAGUUAACAAGCAAGAGGUCCCCGUAUAUGCAGUUUGGCUUUCCGUUUUCAUAUCAUUUUGCAUGGCACUAACGUCUCUUGUAAGCAUGGUGGCAUUUCAAGCUAUGGUCUCCAUAUCAGUGAUUGUCCUCUACAUUGCUUAUGGCCUUCCUAUAUUCUUCAGGGUGACCUUGGCACAAAAGCGAUUUGUCCCAGGACCUUUCAACUUGGGUAGUUAUGGGGUCAUUGUUGGGUGGAUUGCGGUUCUUUGGGUGGUGACCAUCUCCAUCCUCUUCUCAUUGCCUGUUUCUUACCCAGUAACCAUUGAGACGCUUAACUACACCCCAAUUGCCCUUGGAUGUUUGCUCAUUCUUGUGAUUUCUCACUGGAUCAUGAGUGGUCGCCAUUGGUUUAAAGGCCCUAUAACCAAUGUAAAGAACUGAAGUUGUGUACACAUAUAUUAGUAAACUUAGUCUAUAUUCGCCUA